UACAUGUGCUUCUAGUCGCCAUUUUCUCCCGGUCGAUCGAGAAACGGAGUAAUUUAUUCGCUUUACGAGAAAGAAACAAAGCGAGUUCCGUCGUUAUUUACAUGGAUAGCAACAGCGAUGAUAUUCAAGACGAUUGCGAAUGGAUAAAAUAUAGGGAUAGAGCCGAAUGGAAAGACGUCGAGCCAAUUGAACAGAAUGAUGGACCUCAUCCGAUUGUACAGAUAAAUUAUUCAGAAAAAUUCAAGGACGUAUUUGAUUAUUUCCGUGCGGUCUUGGCAAGCAAUGAACAUAGCGAAAGAGCUUUUAACCUUACUACCGAUGCUGUGAAUUUGAAUUCGUCCAAUUACACUGUCUGGAAUUUUCGACGUGUUUUGUUGAAAGCGCUUAACAAAGAUCUCAAAAAGGAACUAAACUAUAUACAAAGUAUCAUUGAAGAUAACCCAAAAAAUUAUCAAGUUUGGCAUCACAGACAAGUAUUAGUAAAAUGGAGUCAUGACCCUAGUCAAGAAAAACAGUUCACUGAAAUUAUUUUAAAUUUGGAUGCAAAAAACUAUCAUGCUUGGCAACAUAGGCAAUGGGUCCUACAAGAAUAUGGAUUAUGGGACAACGAGUUAGACUUUGUUAACAGAUUAUUGGCUGAGGAUGUGAGAAACAAUUCGGCAUGGAAUCAACGUUACUUUGUUAUUAGUCACACAACAAAAUUUCCCGAAAAUGUUUUAGAGAAUGAAGUCAAAUAUACUUUAGAUUGUAUUAAGAAGGUUCCUCAUAAUGAGAGUGCAUGGAAUUAUCUUAGGGGGAUAUUACAGGAUCGAGGUCUGACGAAAUAUCAAGGUUUGUGCGAAUUCUGCGAAGAACUGUACAAAAACGGAUGUCGUUCUCCCUAUUUAUUGGCAUUUAUGAUAGAUUAUUUAGAAGAAAAACUUCUAGGCGGAGAAGAAGAUAGCACAACAUUACAAAGAGCAUUUGAUUUAUGUAAAUCCCUAGCAGAAGAACACGAUACUGUAAGAAAAGAAUACUGGAAUUUCAUAGCUAGAACUUUAGGACAGAAAUAUGGACCAAAAGAAGUUCAGUCACACGAAGCGGACAAUGUUUCCGAAUAGUGUAAAAAUGCACACUUUAAUAGAACAUAUUUUGAUUUUUUUUUUUUUAACAUAAUUGAAAUAUUUUCUUUCUCUGUAUAAAUUUGGAAAAUAAUUUAAAAUGAAAACCUUAUCACAAUUUCUUUAUUUCUAUUUUGUCGAAAUAUCUUUCUUUUGUGUAUAGAUAGUCCAUUUAUUGUUUUACACGGGUAUAUAUUGUUUUUAUAUCAAUUGAUUUAAUAAAAACACAAAAAUGAGCAUCAAGAAAUCAA
Centruroides sculpturatus (bark scorpion) is the source of this 1351-nucleotide messenger RNA. RefSeq names its product protein farnesyltransferase/geranylgeranyltransferase type-1 subunit alpha-like (gene Fnta). The record is from RefSeq and is a predicted model, not a curated record. The coding region runs from base 102 to 1100 and encodes 332 amino acids. Gene Ontology annotation, biological process: protein farnesylation; protein geranylgeranylation. Gene Ontology annotation, cellular component: CAAX-protein geranylgeranyltransferase complex; protein farnesyltransferase complex; cytoplasm. Lineage: Eukaryota; Metazoa; Arthropoda; Arachnida; Scorpiones; Buthidae. Gene Ontology annotation, molecular function: protein farnesyltransferase activity; CAAX-protein geranylgeranyltransferase activity. The transcript has 8 exons.